This is a messenger RNA of Triticum dicoccoides, 1357 nucleotides long. RefSeq names its product secretory carrier-associated membrane protein 2. Gene Ontology annotation, cellular component: recycling endosome membrane; trans-Golgi network membrane. The record is from RefSeq and is a predicted model, not a curated record. Gene Ontology annotation, biological process: protein transport. The transcript is spliced from 12 exons. NCBI's taxonomy places the organism in Eukaryota, Viridiplantae, Streptophyta, Magnoliopsida, Poales, Poaceae. Bases 200 to 1060 code for a protein of 286 amino acids.
CCGCGUCACGUAAAUAACCCCCCCGUCUGUCGAAAAAGCCGAAGUCCAAAGCAGUUGGUCGCUCGCUCCCUCGCCCGCCACCGCCGCGUUGGACUUUUCCCUCGCCGGAGAAACCGCCGCGACCACAGCCGCAACCGCCGCCACCGCCUCCGGAGGAGGAGGAGGAGGAGGAGUAGUACUACCAGGGAGGGAGGAGGCCAUGGCGGGGAGGUACGACCGCAACCCCUUCGACGAGGAUGACGUCAACCCCUUCGCGGGAGGAGGUGUACCCCCUGCUUCUAAUUCUCGGAUGCCACCCCUUCCUCACGAACCUGCUGGAUUCUAUAAUGAUCGCGCUACCGUGGACAUACCUCUUGGUUCAUCGAAGGACUUAAAGCAAAAGGAGAAAGAACUGCAGUCGAAGGAGGCUGAGCUUAACAAACGGGAAAGAGAACUUAAAAGAAGGGAAGAAGCUGCAGCUAGAGCUGGUAUUGUCAUUGAAACGAAAAACUGGCCACCAUUUAUGCCCAUCAUUCAUCAUGACAUUUCAAAUGAGAUACCAAUCCACCUACAAAGGAUGCAGUACCUUGCAUUUUGUUCAUUGUUGGGAUUGACGUUAUGCCUCUUUUGGAACAUCAUUGCAACUACCGCAGCAUGGAUUAAAGGGGCAGGUGUUGUCAUCUGGUUGCUAGCAAUUAUCUACUUCAUCUCUGGUGUCCCUGGGGCCUAUGUGCUAUGGUAUCGGCCGCUUUAUAAUGCAAUGAGGACUGAAAGCGCUCUGAAGUUUGGAUGGUUUUUUCUGCUGUACUUGAUCCAUAUAAUAUUCUGCAUCUGGUCAGCUGUGUCUCCCCCAUUUCCUUUCAAAGGAAAAUCUAUCGCUGGGUUUUUGCCGGCAAUUGACGUCAUAGGCAGCAACGCUAUUGUGGGGAUAUUUUACUUUGUUGGAUUCGGACUGUUCUGCCUUGAAGCACUGCUCAGCAUUGUGGUCAUCCAGCAAGUAUACAUGUACUUCCGUGGAAGUGGAAAGGCUGCUCAGAUGAGGCAAGAGGCAGCACGUGGUGCUAUGAGAUCUGCCUUCUGAUAGAGCGGUCUCGCUGAUGAAUGGAUGAGAAUAGGAUGUGCCAGUCGGUGAUGGCGUCUUGUCUUUGUACAUCCCUAUACAUAUCUGUGGGUGGCUGAGAGAGAAUACCUGUAGCUAUAGAUCUUCUUGCAUUCUUGUAAUAUAUAGGAGUGCUUCAUUCCUUUUCUAGGCCCCAGAUCCAUGUGCUUUAUAUGUAGCUUAAUCUUUUGGGAGAUACAACUUCCACCAUCACUAUUCUGACGAGCUUGAUUGCAAUGUCACUAUAUUAUGGUUAAUGUAUGUGAAGUGCUAAAACUA